UUCCCCUCUUUUCCCACAUCAUGCACCCACUGCAUCCGUUACCCAGCCAACAACUUUCCGCCAUGCCUGGUCUCAAAGAAAGGCAAUCCAAUGCCAACAGCGUCCAACCUGCUGCCCCCAAACCCAGACACUGCCGCCAAACGAAUAUGGAAUGCCUCAAAUUCGGGCCCCAUAGACCCCAUAAAAAGCAUUCCGCACCCCAGCAUAGGCUGCCUGGUAUGGAUAGCACUCAUCGUACAGCCAUUUCUACCUCCUCCACUGGCGCCACCGCUGGCUUGUCUCAAGCUUCUACUUUGGGCAUCUCGCCCUCUUACGCCACCACUGUAGCAGGACACCUUCACGCAGUACAGACGCCUUCCCCUCACCCGGAAUCUACUGCACCAACUGACGUGUCGGGACCUAGUGCGCCGUCCAUGAGGGCCUCACUUGGGGUUAUGCCAAACACAUUUGGGGUCCUUACCCCUGUUGCAAGCACCUCUGAUGGAGCCUUGCCAUCUUUAAUUGAAGAGAACCACCAGUCCCACUCUGCCAAUGAAUCACCAAACCUCUCUCCCUCAAAUGCCUCUCCUGAAGCGCUUCUUGGUACUCCUAUGGACUUGGACACUGAUUGUGACCAGACGGCUAUAGGCGAAAGGGAAACUACAACCAUCUCCUUAGGCGAUCCUCAUUUUCGACCGUUUGGCCGCGAUCCCACGCCGUUGCAGUUUGUCCCAAAUCUGUUCUCUUCCUCUCAACCUACCGAUACUCAAAGAACAAAUGACCGCCCACUCUGGCUGCAGUCUCCUAUUCGUCCACCUGAAUCGAUAUCUGUUGACUCGCGGCCUGCGGUAGGAGAGAGGCGACAACACGUGACAGGAGAUGGCAGCCACGAUGAUCCACCCAUUGAAGAGAGGCGUGGAGAGGAUGGAGAGGAUGGAGAGGGAGAAGACGACAAUGGUGAUCAAGAAGAUGGCGGGGACCAGGAUAAUGACGAUGCAGCUUCUGUUAUCUCGCACACAUCGAUAGACUCUGCUCUCGAAGCGGUGGGCGGCAAUACCAAGCAAUCCAAGAACUGGAAGACAAGGUAUAAUUGGCCCAGGCGAUCCAGAGAUUUCAGUAGAAACUUUCAGAAGACCGCAGAAAAAGUCCAUUGUGAUGGGUUUAUGUUCCAGUGCUGCCGCUGGUACUCAACUGAUACCGGAUCUUCCGUCGUCCCCGGUUCCCGAGCAGCCUAUAGAUUGAAUCGAACUAAGCGGUUCAUGGGCGACGAUCCUGUCCCCAAUGCCAUUGAACGGGCAAUGGACGGCCAGUUUGUGGAUAAGAAAUUGAGCGAGUACAUUAUUAACUGGGGCUUUCAUAACAAUCCUGGAAAGGACGGCAACCCCGGCAAGAGACCCAUAAUUACUGUCGACCAGCUCUGCCAACUUGCCGAAGUUUGUCUCUCCUGCAUUGCUGAUUUCCGUUAUGAUGAGCGCAAAGCUACACAAAGCGCUCAGCACAGUGCACAUAUCAGAAUGCUCAAGAAGCUGCAUGCGCAGCGGCGCUCGAAAAUGGAUAGCAGGGAAAAGGAAUUGGAGGAAUUUGCUCGGAAGAAUGAGGAGGAAGCAAAGCGUUUGGCAGAGGAAAGGAAAGAGUUAGAGGCUUGGCGUAAUGCUCGUGCUGCAGAAGGAGCAUCCUCCGCCACUGCAAGCAGCUCCUAGUCAGAAUAGAGUGAUUUAGCCCCUUUUAUGUCAUCAUUAAAAUUGGAUAAAGUAUGCGUAUAACGCAAGUCGUAUGAUUCUGUCUCAAGUGUUGUAUAGACAUUUGAUGUACGGCAAAUGCAC
This is a messenger RNA of Cryptococcus deneoformans JEC21, 1802 nucleotides long. RefSeq names its product expressed protein. Bases 21 to 1679 code for a protein of 552 amino acids. Lineage: Eukaryota; Fungi; Basidiomycota; Tremellomycetes; Tremellales; Cryptococcaceae. The transcript is spliced from 6 exons. The record is from RefSeq and is a predicted model, not a curated record.